AUGGCCAACAAGUGCGAUUACGAUAUGGGGCAAAAUGUCGGACGAGUUAGUCGUGCGUCGAGAGUCGCUGGAGGAGCUCUUGCUGGGACGGUUCUCGAAUCUCUACCUAAAAUGGGUGCUAGAAGGGACAACCUGAUGAUCGAGCUAGAGGCGGAGAGGAAACUACGACCAUCGAAGCCGUUUCCCUGGUAUUACGCCCCCACCUAUCUGCUCUUCUGGGUGGGGCUCUUCUUCGCGGUGAUUUAUCCGCUCUUUCAGGCUCUGCCUGACGGCAUCAAAAUCUCCGAGGAGGCGGAGAAACCGGGUAAAUUCGUGGCCGAAAGAGCACAGUCCCUGCUGCUGGAAAUGACUCAAAUGGGUCCGCGACUUGUGGGCGAUGUGAACAAUGAGGUCACCGCCGUGAAUUUUCUUCUCGAAGAAAUCGAAAAAGUACGCCAGGUACUGCGUGACGAUGUCUUCGAAAUGGAAGUGGAGGUGCAACGUGCUUCCGGUUCAUAUUUGAUCAAGGGCUUCCUGAAUCACUAUAAAGGCGUACAGAACGUGCUCGUCAAGCUGAGUUCCAGGAGUUCGAACAGCUCGUCCUACCUGCUAGUGAACAGUCAUUUUGACACCAAGCCGGGCUCACCGGGUGCCGGAGAUGAUGCCUCCAUGGUGGUGGUGAUGCUGGAGGUUCUGAGGCAGAUGGCCAUUUCUGGCGAACCCUUUCUGCAUCCAAUCUUGUUCCUGUUCAAUGGCGCCGAGGAGCAACCCAUGCAGGGCUCUCACGGAUUCACCACUCAGCACAGAUGGGCGGCCAAUUGCAAGGCCCUUCUUAACCUGGAUUCUGCCGGCGCUGGGGGACGAGAUUUGUUGUUCCAGGGUGGUCCCAAUCAUCCCUGGCUCAUGGAACAUUACAGAAACAGUGCCCCGCACCCGUUUGCCACCACCACGGCGGAGGAGAUGUUCCAGGCGGGCAUUAUACCUUCGGAUACUGAUUUUCGGGUCUUUCGUGACUUUGGAGUGGUGCCAGGCUUGGACAUGGCCAACGUUUACAAUGGCUUUGUUUACCACACGGAAUUUGAUCGUUACACGGUGGUUUCUCGGGAUUCCCUGCAGAACUCUGGUGACAAUUUGCUGGCACUGGUGAAGAGUAUUUCCAAUGCCGAGGAAAUGUACGACACGGAGGCACACGCCGAGGGCCAUGCGGUGUUCUUUGACUUUAUCGGUCUCUUCUUUGUCCACUAUCAGGAGUCGACGAGCGUGGCCCUUAACAUAUCGUUUUCACUGGGUGCCAUAGUCCUCAUCUGUGUCUCCUUGUGGCGCAUGUCCAGGGUCUCUGGAGAGACUAUGGGCACUUAUGCCGGUGCCUUUGGACUUUUGUUUCUGCUAGCUCUCGCCGGCAUCCUCCUUGCCUUGCUGUUCCCCGUGCUCAUGUGCAUCUUCUAUGACCUGGGUGAUCGCACUCUGAGUUACUUCAGCAACAGUUGGCUGGUCAUUGGCCUGUACAUAAUACCCUCGGUGAUUGGUCUUGUCCUGCCCAUGACGCUCUACCUGACACAUCGACGAAGUGACAAGAUCCCGCACAAGUACCUACUGCAGAUAGUGGGCCAUGCAAAUUGUCUUCUCCUGGCCAUACUGUGUCUGGCUUUGACGGCUUUGGGUUACCGCAGUGCCUACCUGUUCCUGAUCUCGCUUAUUUUCUAUGUGGCAGCUCUGAUAGUCAACUUGCUGAGUCGUCUGGACUGUAGGGGUUACCACUGGGCCUUGGUCUUGAUGGUCAGCCAGAUAAUACCCUUUAUCUAUCACGCCUAUUUGUUCCAUAUGUUCAUACUCAUUCUUAUUCCCAUGGCCGGGCGCUUUGGCAUGAACACCAAUCCGGACUUGUUGAUAGGAGCUUUGUGUGCCUGUGGCACCAUUCUGGCCUUGUCCUUUGCGGCUCCACUCAUCAACAUCUUCCGGCGACCCAACUCCAUGCUCGGCGGGCUAUCGGUGGUCAUGUUCAUCUUCUGCAUGAUCGCCGUCUCAGAGGUGGGAUUCCCCUACCGGGCCAAGACCAAUGUGAUGCGAGCGGACUUUAUGCAAGUGCAUAGGAAGUACUUCGAGUACGAUGGCUCCAUGAGUCUUGAGGACUCCGGCUACUACUUCCACUUGGGAGAUCGGAAUCGAGAGGCACCGCUCCGGGAUUCAAUGGACCUGACGGAUCUGGUUCGCCUGGGCGACGACUGUGACACGGAGCUGAUGUGUGGUCUGCCCUGCUAUCGCUUCUGUGCUGCCCGCAAGGAUGCCCUGUGGCUGGCACGUGAAGAGCUUGUGCAAUUGCCUUAUCCCACGGUGCUGGAGUUGGUAAACAAGACCGUCCUGUCCGGUGGGUACCAGGUACGCUUCGACUUUCGCCUGUCAGGGCCACCGAACACGGGCCUCUUUAUCCUGCCGCUGGACGGCGUAAAGGUGCUCCGCUGGACCUUCUCUCAGGGCAUGUUGGACGAUCCGGCCACCUACAGGCCACCGCUGAAUGUGCUGCUCACCUACGGUGUGGACACUGCGCCCUGGGAAUUCUACAUGGAACUUUCGAAGGACAAUGGCAACUUCGAUGAGCCGGUGAUGAAGUUGGGCGUGUCCGGUCACUACAUGAGUCCGCAUGCCGAGCGGGAUGCGCUGAGCAAGGAGUUCCUGGCCACGCUGCCGGACUUUGCCUUCUCCACAGAGUGGCCCAGUAGCUAUGAGCGCCAUAUAUUCUAG
This is a messenger RNA of Drosophila kikkawai, 2718 nucleotides long. RefSeq names its product endoplasmic reticulum metallopeptidase 1. Gene Ontology annotation, biological process: proteolysis. Gene Ontology annotation, molecular function: metalloexopeptidase activity. Lineage: Eukaryota; Metazoa; Arthropoda; Insecta; Diptera; Drosophilidae. The record is from RefSeq and is a predicted model, not a curated record.